Megalobrama amblycephala (Wuchang bream) is the source of this 1949-nucleotide messenger RNA. RefSeq names its product DLA class I histocompatibility antigen, A9/A9 alpha chain-like. Gene Ontology annotation, biological process: immune response. The record is from RefSeq and is a predicted model, not a curated record. Lineage: Eukaryota; Metazoa; Chordata; Actinopteri; Cypriniformes; Xenocyprididae. The transcript has 6 exons. Gene Ontology annotation, cellular component: external side of plasma membrane. The coding region runs from base 481 to 1587 and encodes 368 amino acids.
GCAAAACACAUCGUAGCCUAACACAGGAGGAAGAAAAUGCAACUGUCUUUCUUUUAAUUUUUAAUGGCAGCUACGUUUUCACGACAUGGUUAAAAACGGAGAAGUUUUUCCUUUUUGUUUUCCGCGUACACACGUCACCAUUGUCAAAACUAUCCCCAUUCAUGCGAAUCCGUGAAAAUAACUAAAAACGCUGUAUUCUGCUGGCAGGUCAUUAGAUGGCGAUGAAACGCUAGACAGAACACGUAAUGCGCAUGUGCAUGACGUCAUCGUUUUCACAGCUUCGCCUUUUUGUUGUUUACACGGAGACCGUUUUAAAAAGUGAAACGGUGUAGUGAAAACGGCCCCUCAGUUACAGUAGACGAUAACGAUCAAAGAACAUUAAGUAGGCUUCGACUUGUGAUCGUGUAGGGACACGCUCCUGCACGCGCAUAUUUUUUUUACAGAGAUUAUCCACAACACCUGGAUUCAUUAAUUUAGAGAAUGCUCAAGCUUGCAUAUCUGUUGCCAUGCUUGACAGUCGUCAAUGCAGGUUCUCACUCACUGAUGGCUUUGGGAACAUAUAUAGUUGGACAGACACCAUUUCCUGAGUUCAGUGUUGUGCUGAUGUUGGAUGAUCUGCAAAUAGGAUAUUAUGACUCUGUCACAUGGAAAGCUGUAUAUCGCUCUCACAGUGAUUCAAAAUACUAUGAUGAAGAACAAAGUGAUGCUGGUGUCAUAUUUAAGGACAUGUAUAAUGACAUGAAAACUUUUUAUGUUAAGAAUCACCUAAAUAUCACAGAUGGUGUACAUGUUCAUCAGAGACUUGCUGGAUGUGAACUGUUGAAUGAUGAUAAACCAGGUCAAAUUUAUUUCUGGGAUGCUUUUGAUGGACAAAAUAUGGAGGAGAUUAUCUAUGACCUGGAAAAAAAAGACAUCCAGAUGAAAAAGACAUGGAUACCAUGGGACCAAGUGGAACAGCUUCAAAUAAAGUUUUUAUUUGAAAAUGUUUAUCAUCCUAUUUGCAUUAAAGUUUUGCGGAGGUACCUGAAUAUAGAAAAGAACAAUGUGAUGAGAAAAGUGAAACCCAGAGUCAGACUCAUGAGGAAGAAACUCCCAGUCUCUCAAGGGCUUCAGAUCAGUUGUCUGGCCACUGGUUUUUACCCCCGUCACAUUAACCUGACUCUGUUCAGAGAUGAUCAGCCUGUGGAUGAUGAUCAGAUCACAGGAGGAGAGAUUCUUCCCAACGGAGACAGAACUUACCAGAUGAGGAAGAGUUUGGUGAUCAGUGUAGAAGAACCAUGUGAGGGACACAAAUACAACUGUACAAUGAAGCACCUCAAUCUGGACAACAAACUGGACAUUACAUUUGGUUCAGAUGUGGCUGAAUGUGACCCAGGAUCAUCCACUCUGUCUGUAGUUAUCAGUGUGCUGGUGUUAAUGUGUGUAGCUGUUUUCAUCAUAACUGCACUCAUUAUAUGGAGGAAGAAGAGAUGUGCUGCUGGACAAGGACCUGGAAUGUUCGCGGGGCCCCUUCCUGAUGAUUUGCUUAGGGCCCCCAAUAACCUAAACACUGCCUUGCUUACUUCAACACAUCAUACAAGGAAGUGAACUAGAGUGCCCUCUAGUGCACAGAAACAUUAAGUGCAUAUAUCAUGUAUUCCUUCCAAGCGGCAACCUCCCACGGUCUCUCUUGAAGCCAACACGGAAGUGACAAUCUGCAAUUCAUCAACUGGCUGAUAGAGACAGGCUCAAACUUGUAUCUCCCCCAUGUUAAAAUGCUCAACUUUACAGCAGAAAAAAAUGUUUACAGCCUAGUACAAAAAGUAGUUUUGGUCUAUACAGCUAAUUUUUCCCUUCAUGACAACUGUGAGGGGGGUGACUUUUUAUUUUAUUUUUAUAACUCAUCUGUUUAAAUUAUAUUAAAGGGUUAGUUCACCCAAAAAUGAAAAUUAUGUCAUUAAUGACUCACC